CCAAACCCCUCACUUUCCUUUUACUAUCUCACUGUCCACAUUACAGUCUUCUCACACUACCAACAACUAAACAAACCCACCACAGCCUCCAGAUUUCUUCGCUAAGCUACUUGAAAUCCAACAGGUCCCCCAUUAUUUGUAACGCCCAGAAGUCACAAUUCUACCAAAAAUCCACCAUUUCUUGAAACUUUUUGGGAGUUGCAAGAAGAAUGCCCAUUAACACUGAAUCUACUCCUCCUCCUAGGAUCGGUAAGAUCGGUCCAUACACAGUUUUCAUGACCCCUCCGGCCACACCCAAUUCCGGUUCUGCCGAGUCACCAAAAAACCCGGCAGACUCGAAGCUGUCACCACUACCAGUUCAGCCGCAACCGGUUCAGACACCAGCGGUUCAGGUGCCACCAGCUCCGGUCGAGAAGUCAUGUCCGGUUUGGUCUCCCCCAAUGCAGUAUGAUAAACCCUCUACGAAAUCUCACUCGUUUUUUGGGGUUUUCUGGAACGCUGUGGCUAAAGUUCAAAAUGCUCAUGCGAGUUUGGAUGAACAAGUGGCAUACUGGUUUGGGUUGAAUCAGUCAAAGUAUCAGUGGGCGUUGGAUGAUUACUAUGAGAGCAAAGGAAUUAACCAGACCGAAGAAAAAGCAAAAGCUGUAGCUAGCAAAUUAGAGAAUGUAUGAUAUGCAAGGAGAAGGAAUGUCUCUGGCCUUUAAGUUGCCUGCAGAAUCUGCAUUUGCCCAUAUGCUACAUAUUAUGUGUGAUAUAGAGAAAGACGAACUGGUGCAUGGAAGCUUCUUUUCCUUAACGUAUCAGAAUGUUAUUGUCUCAAAUUUUUAGCUGCUAUGGUGCAGCAGCUAAUGAUGUUGUGUUGUAGGCCUUGCCCCAUGUAGUCUUUUUGAGGUUUUUCAUUAUAUGCUAAAGCUUUCUAUUCUAUCUUUUACAAUUUAUCUAUGUAUUUGUAACUGGACAUCAUAUUCAACUUGUAGAAAGUUUCUCUCAAACUAGGGUAUUUCCAGUUGCUAGUUC
Molecule: messenger RNA, 1017 nt
Organism: Nicotiana attenuata
Lineage: Eukaryota; Viridiplantae; Streptophyta; Magnoliopsida; Solanales; Solanaceae
Product: classical arabinogalactan protein 9
Exons: 4
Coding region: 210-671 (153 amino acids)
Source: RefSeq, a predicted model, not a curated record